This is a messenger RNA of Haliotis rufescens (red abalone), 1680 nucleotides long. RefSeq lists its product as uncharacterized. The transcript has a single exon. NCBI's taxonomy places the organism in Eukaryota, Metazoa, Mollusca, Gastropoda, Lepetellida, Haliotidae. The record is from RefSeq and is a predicted model, not a curated record. The coding region runs from base 1 to 1680 and encodes 559 amino acids.
AUGUCUGGCCGACGAGCAUCAGGAUAUGUCAUUCAAGCCUUAGACGGGUCCUCGUCAUUACAUUUACCUACCUUGAUAGAGUGUAAUGAGAUUCCAAAUGUGCGAGAGGAGAUCCCUACUCCAGAAACAGCUAUUCAUCAUCCUCACUUAAGGGACAUUGCUGAGUACAUCCCACCUAUUGAUUCAGGUGCAGACAUUCUGUUGCUCAUAGGACGUGACCUGCUAGCAGCUCAUCAUGUACUUGAUCACCGCAUUGGACUGCCUGAUGCACCGUAUGCCCAGAAGUUGCACCUUGGCUGGGCAAUAAUUGGGGAAGUCUGUCUCGGGCAGGUACACAAACCGGAUGUGGUAAUAGUUAACAAGACUCACAUGCUCAGGGAUGGUCGAACAACAAUCAUGGAGCCCUGUCCUAAUAAUUUUGAAGUGAACGAGAGAAAUGACUUUGAGGAGAGUGUCUUUCAGAAAACAAGACUUGACGAAACGCAGACUUUGUCUAUUGAAGACAAGCAAUUCCUGAGGAUUAUGGAUGCUGAAUUCUCAAAGGAUAGUGAUGGCUGUUGGACUGCUCCACUACCAUUUCGACAAGAUCGUGCCAGGCUGCCAUGCAACAAAUUCCAUGCCAUUCAUCGAGCAAAACUAUUGGACUCCAGCAUGUGCAAAGAUCAAACAAAGCGAGAACAUAUGACAACAUUCAUGGUGAAAGUCAUAGACAAGGGACAUGCAGAAAUAGCCCCUCCAUUGGAAAAGGAUCAAGAGUGUUGGUACUUGCCCUUGUUUGGUGUUUACAAUGCCAAGAAACCAGGACAAAUCAGGGGUGUAUUUGAUUCAUCUGCGAAGUACAAUGGCGUCUCUCUGAACAGUGUCCUAAUGACUGGUCCUGACCUCACAAACAAUCUGUUGGGAAUCCUUCUCAGGUUCCGAACAGAAUCCUUUGCAGUGACGGCAGAUGUGGAGCAAAUGUUUUACUGCUUCAAGGUGAAGCCAUCUCAUCGUGACUACCUCAGAUUCUUCUGGUACAGAAAUAAUGAUCCAAGCCAAGACUUGAUUGAGUACAGAAUGACUGCUCAUGUGUUUGGGAAUUCACCCUCUCCUGCAGUCGCUACCUAUGGUCUCAGACGAUCAGUGGAAAAUGCUGACGUUGAUGUGAAAUGGUUCGUUGAGAAUGACUUUUAUGUUGAUGACGGACUGCUGUCCGUCCCAACAGAGGAAAAAGCCAUCGAUCUGAUUCAGAGAACCCAGAGUGCGCUCCAACAUGGGGGUAACAUAAGACUACACAAGAUAGCCUCCAACAGUCGAACUGUGCUAGCUGCGUUUGAUGCAGAGGACCUCGCCAAGGACAUCAAGGACUUGGACUUCAACACAACCACUCCUCCACCUCAAAGAAGCCUUGGCCUAUCCUGGGAUAUUAACAAAGACACUUUCACCUUCCAAGUCUGUGCCGAGAGGAAGCCCUUCACCAGGCGCGGGGUAUUGUCUACCAUAAACAGCCUCUACGACCCUGUGGGCUUUGCAGCACCAGUUGUCAUCAAAGAGAAACUGUUGCUUAGGGAACUAAUGUCAACAACCUCUGGUUGGGAUGACCCCCUUCCCUCUUCUUACUUAUCUCAGUGGCAGAACUGGUGUGACUCCCUCAAGAAUCUUGAAAAUGUUGUCAUCCCAAGACCUUAUUCAAAAAUCUGA